This is a messenger RNA of Lycium ferocissimum, 901 nucleotides long. Its product is annotated as V-type proton ATPase subunit c2. The transcript is spliced from 4 exons. Gene Ontology annotation, cellular component: proton-transporting V-type ATPase, V0 domain. The record is from RefSeq and is a predicted model, not a curated record. NCBI's taxonomy places the organism in Eukaryota, Viridiplantae, Streptophyta, Magnoliopsida, Solanales, Solanaceae. Bases 145 to 642 code for a protein of 165 amino acids. Gene Ontology annotation, molecular function: proton-transporting ATPase activity, rotational mechanism. Gene Ontology annotation, biological process: proton transmembrane transport.
ACAGAAGGUGUGAUUUGAGAGCGACAGUGCAGAGAAACGAAACCAGAGCCAAAAGACAAAUACAAGGACGCAAAAGUAAAAUAUCUGUUCGAAAUUCCGAUCGGUCACCGUUGAAAUCUGUGAGUAAAUUCCUUAAAGGAAACAAUGGCAUCAACUUUCAGCGGUGAUGAAACUGCUCCUUUCUUCGGUUUCCUCGGUGCCGCUGCAGCACUCGUUUUCUCCUGUAUGGGAGCUGCUUAUGGAACGGCGAAGAGCGGUGUGGGAGUGGCGUCGAUGGGAGUAAUGAGGCCAGAGCUUGUGAUGAAGUCAAUUGUGCCUGUUGUUAUGGCUGGAGUGUUAGGUAUUUACGGUUUGAUUAUUGCUGUCAUUAUCAGUACAGGGAUUAACCCCAAGACCAAAUCGUAUUACCUUUUUGAUGGAUAUGCCCACCUUUCUUCUGGUCUGGCUUGUGGUCUUGCUGGCCUGUCCGCUGGAAUGGCUAUUGGAAUUGUUGGUGAUGCUGGUGUUAGAGCAAAUGCACAACAACCAAAACUUUUUGUUGGUAUGAUCCUGAUUCUUAUUUUUGCGGAGGCAUUGGCUUUAUACGGACUGAUUGUCGGCAUCAUCCUUUCUUCCCGUGCUGGCCAAUCUAGAGCAGAGUAGAAGAUAAUGUAUUUCCAGGGGAAAACAGGCCUGCCAGACACAAAUUUCUAAACCAGCUCGUAAAAGGAUUGUAUAAAAUGGCAGAAGCUACUGUGGGUUAAUCUUUGUCGUUAUCUCUUCUCGCAGAGGAAAUUUCAGUUUAAACUGCAGCUUCAAAACAUUAGAAGUGCUAUUCAUGUAAUAUUUGAAACUACAAUGAAUGUCUUAUAGUUUGAAACCUCAGGAGAGUAAACUAAAUUUUUUAAAGCAUUUUCGUUUA